UCUCUCUCUCUCUCCCCCUCUCUCUCCCCUACAGACGAUUAUUCAUGUAUACCUGUCUAUGUAUACACGAGUUCGAACUUUGUUCAAUUAUAAUUGGGAUUGGGAAUUAGAUAUAUGACUGACUGUUAAUCUUAGAGUUCAAUUGUGACAUUCUGGGAGACUUUUGGGCGUUGACUGUUUGAAUCGGUGACGAUCUGACCAGUUCCAUCAGUAUUUUUAGGUGGCUAUUGGUUUAAUUUUAUUUAAUUCUUUUAGAUUGAAUUCUCAUAAUUAGGAUUACGAAUUAGAGAUAUAUGAUUUUUCAUCUCAUUGUUUAAUUUUGAGAUUUGGGGGAAAUUUGGGCGUUGACUCUUUGAAUCGGUGGUGAUCUGACCAUUUCGUUUGUAUAUUUAAAUGGGUCGUCCACAAGAUCCACAAAGACCUUUGUUCUUUGGAAAUCCCUUCCGAAUGAUAUACAAGGGCGCAAACCUGUCCCCAAAACUUCUUGAUCUGUUGAAAACUUUUGAGGUGACACUGGCAGAGAGGCUUAAAAAGCUUAAGCCAGUUGACAGGGAAGAUAUCCUACGUUUAUCAUGGAUGAGAUUUGCAAUGGAGUCACUUUGUGCAAUUCAUACUGACAUAAAAACCCUUAUAACUGCGCUUGAACUUCCUGUCUGCGGUUGGGACGCUAAAUGGAUAGAUGUGUACUUGGACAAUAGUGUGAAGCUGCUGGAUAUCUGCAUUGCUUUCAGCUCUGAGAUAUCUCGGCUCAACCAAAGCCACCUUUUUCUUCAAUGCGUCUUGCAUAACUUGGAGGGAGCCUCAAAGCAGUUUAUGCGAGCACAAUCAUCACUAGAUGGAUGGAGGAAGCAUAUUAGCUCAAAGAACCCAAGAAUCGAGAACUGUUUUGCCAUCAUGGAUUGUCUUGCUGAAACCAUAGACCUGCCUAAAAUUAAGAACUCUGCAAAGGGAAAGGUUUUGAUGCGAGCUAUGUACGGUGUUAAGGUGAUAACUCUUUUUAUAUGCAGCAUAUUUGCUGCUGCAUUCUCGGGUUCUAUGAAGAAGUUGGUGGACCUACAUGUUCCAGAGACUUUCUCAUGGGCAGAAGCUUUUACUGAUCUACAGGCCUCCAUGAAUAAUGAGAUAAGAAAGAUUUAUUCCAACCGAAGGAUCACAGUGUUGAAAGACCUUGAAGCUGUUGAUACAAGUGUCAACAAGUUGUACCCGAUUGUACAAGAUGGUUUGGACCCUGUCGAAGCUGAAGCGUUGCAAUACUCAACUUCUGAUUUAAGAACACAGAUGGAGAAUUUUUCACAAGGAUUAGAUCUGCUCGCAAAGGAAGUAGAUAGUUUCUUCCAAAUCGUUCUGACCGGUCGUGAUGCGUUGCUUUGUAACCUUAGAGUUGGCGGUAAUGUCACCAAAUCGGUGCAACCUACUGACAAUAUACAAGGUCAGGCUGUGAGGUAAACUAUGCUUGUAAACUCUCUCCUAUACAUAUGGAUUUAGCUGUUAGGUCUUGUGUUGUUGGUUUGAUUUUAUACUAAGUACUAAAUGUAGCUGUAUUUGUGGUUAUUCCUACCUGGUUGUAAAACGUUUGAACUAGUGCAAUAUUUCUAUCAUAUAAGUUUGUAUUGUCUGUAA
This is a messenger RNA of Olea europaea var. sylvestris, 1620 nucleotides long. Its product is annotated as protein BPS1, chloroplastic-like. The transcript is spliced from 2 exons. The record is from RefSeq and is a predicted model, not a curated record. Lineage: Eukaryota; Viridiplantae; Streptophyta; Magnoliopsida; Lamiales; Oleaceae. Bases 394 to 1446 code for a protein of 350 amino acids.